CCCUACUCAUCCAUCAUCCAUCAUGACAACGACCAUCACCUUCAAAUUUCUCUGCGGAUAUUAUACCCCAUGCCUCAUCUUUGUAUACCCUGAAGGUCCCUGAAAAUAUCUCUGGUGCAAUAAAUGGGACGAACAGCAGCGACAUCCACAAUUUCUGCUGUUCCGGGAAGUUCUAAUGGUCGCGCGUGCAGUACUGGGACAGGAAUCGUGGCAGGAACAGUGGGCUUGACUGGUGGUGGUGCAGAAGAUGAUGGCAGCUUGCUACAUGAGGAUAAAGAUGUGGAGGAAAUAGCUCAUGAGGAAGUGCUGCCAACUCAGCAUGGAGGCGAUCCGAUGCAGUCGACAGAUACGAGUGUACUGGCAAGCUCUUCAAUGACGACUACGGCAAAGAAACGUGGCAAGAAACGACCUAAAGGAGAGCCGGCACUAGAAGCAGAGGCAUCUGUAUCAACGCCGAAGAAGCGGGCUCCUCGUGUUCCGAAAUCUCCUGCGAAGCGACGAAAAGUAGACGCACCGACGCCAGUAAAAGUCGAAGAAGAGGAUAACAACCUAGCGAAGGAAACCGAUUUGCCCAAACCCCCAAAGAGGCGAAAGAGGAACCCACCGAUACCAAUAAAGGUCGAAGAAGGGGCCGACUCCCUCGCCACAACAAUAACCUCAGGCGAUACUCCCAAAACGCCAAAGAAACGCGGCAGACCUUCGAGGAUGAAUAAAGAUACUGCGGACACAACGACACCAGUUUCCUCCACUAAGCCGAAGUCGACGGCUCCCGUAAAGCGACGUAAGACUGUGAAGGGCGGCGUCAAGGGCCCUAUGGAGACAUCCGUGGAUGACCAACCUAAUCUUGUCGCGGAGGCUGAACCCAUUUCAAGUGCUACGGUCGCCGCACGAAAAGGACGCGUCAAAGACACAACAUCAUCGAGUUCUCCAGCAAAGAGGAAGCGUCGAGCCUCCGUAGACGGUAGCCCAUCGAAGAAGAGGCGAUACGGGCCUGUGAAGUCUGAGCAUGUCGAACCCUUGUCCAUUAGGCCCACGUCUUUCCCCCUCCUGGAAAUUCCUUCAAGUAACACUCCCAGCCUGUGGGCUAGUGAUAAAACUGACUUGAUGAUAUUGACAUCCAAACUGAAUAUGGUGACCACGAUCUUCGUCGAUCAGGAGAGUGCUAUCGGUAUUGCGAUCCAGGAUGACGGAGAAAUGGAACUAACUAUGUCUAACAAGAGACUGCGGUAGUCAAUCCACAUCGAUUGUCCCCUUGAAUCCUUUGGAUGAGCCCGAGGCACCUGAAUCGCUUCGAUCCCCACCCAAAGAAACAUCUUCUCUCAUUGAUCUGGUAGAUUCACGACCCUCUACUCCGUUGCGAGAGCCACAAACCCCGAUUCCUCAUCCAUCGAACACCAUAUCCUCCCCUUCCGACGAAUCUUCUGGCGGUGUAAAUCCCACUCCUCAAUCCUCAUCGACGCAAGCCGUAGAAAAGGCAUCUCCGGACUUUUCUCCACCAGGCCUAUCCCAUGAGCCGCCGAAGACGUGUAUUUCACAGGUGUCCGGUGUAGUCUUGCAGUACACGUCUUUUGAAGACCACGCUCCUAGAAAUACGGUUAUUCCAUCCGCUCCAUCGUCACCACCGGUUGUGAGAGUCUCGCCAUCCCCGCCAAGCU
Desarmillaria tabescens is the source of this 1655-nucleotide messenger RNA. RefSeq lists its product as uncharacterized. The record is from RefSeq and is a predicted model, not a curated record. Bases 124 to 1230 code for a protein of 368 amino acids. The transcript is spliced from 8 exons. Lineage: Eukaryota; Fungi; Basidiomycota; Agaricomycetes; Agaricales; Physalacriaceae.